AUGGCGACCGACCGCUGCUCGCGCGUUGCCGUCUGUGCGGCGCUCUUCUUCUUCUCUGGUGGCCUGUACUGGCUAUGCGCGCCGCCUCGAUGCUCGCAGCAGCCACUGGCGGCGCUCCGGGACCUGGCCGGCAUACGGCCGCGACCGCACUCCUCGCGCCUGAUCGCGGCGCCGAGCAGUGUGUGCUCGCCGCCGGCGCGGCUGCGGCUCCUGGUUGGCAUCAUCACGGCGCCUUUGAACCGCGACCGCCGCGUCUGGAUCCGCCAGAAGCUGCGCAUCUCCGAGGCGCGCUGCCGGGGCGUGCGCGUGAUCUUCGUCCUCGGGUCGCGGCGGCGAGGCGUUGCUGCGGCCGACGCCGCGGCGCUGAAGGAGGAGAUGCGGAAUCACGGCGACCUUCUCACCGUCCCGGCGCGCGACUACCUGCCGCACGCUGUCGCCGAAAAGUCGAUCUCCUGGUGGGAGCGCGCCGUCGCGCGGCGCGGGGAGGCGGGGUGGGAGGCGGACUGGGUGGCCAAGUGGGACGACGACUCGCUCCCUUCGCUGCGCCGCAUCGAGGCCGACCUGGCGCGGAUGGAGGCUAUGCGGCGCUCGCACUACUACUACGGCGUGAUGACGUGGCGCGCGUGGCGCCCCCUCUCCCCGGUGCCCGACGGCGUGUGCGGCGCGCGCGGCGACGACGGCCCGACUCCUGGCGGCGCCGGGCCCACGCUGCAGUCGCUGCUGGCGCAGGUCCUCUCGUCGGACUUGGUGCGCGCCUUCGCCGCCUCGCCGCUCGCCAAGAACUUCAGCGCCACGCUGCGCGCUAAGCAGCGGCCUCCGUUCUGGACGCAUGAGGACGCGGCCACGGGGUACCUCAUAUUCCACAACGCGAUCCUGCAGCAGUUGCCUGUCACGUACGUCGCCCUCUCCCCCUGGCGGCACAACAAGUACUGGUUCAACUGGUUCCCGCCGAAGCGGCCGGGCAUCCCCGACGCGCACGUGAUCACGCCUCUGAUGGCCACCGCCACCGCCGACGCAUACGACAACUUCACCGACCCGGACGACCCGAUUGGCUGCGCCCAGUGCGCCGAGGCGUGGGGCUGGAGCUGCUGCUUCUCGACGCCCGCCGGGCGAGUGCCGAUCGAGCGGUUUGGCUGCUGCAACAAGCGCGCGCCCCGAUGA
Emiliania huxleyi CCMP1516 is the source of this 1161-nucleotide messenger RNA. RefSeq lists its product as hypothetical. The transcript is spliced from 5 exons. The record is from RefSeq and is a predicted model, not a curated record. The coding region runs from base 1 to 1161 and encodes 386 amino acids. Gene Ontology annotation, molecular function: hexosyltransferase activity. Gene Ontology annotation, cellular component: membrane. Lineage: Eukaryota; Haptophyta; Isochrysidales; Noelaerhabdaceae.